AUCACAUCCUUUGACACUCCUGUACUCAGUCAUCUCUCAGAAAAUGUAAUGAAGCUGAGCAUAUCUAUAGCGUCAUGCCCUGUCAUAAUCCUCUUCUUAUUGGCGUUGUUGGUGUUGAUACCUCCAAGCAUAAUGAUCACAUGGUGGCAUAAAACAACCAGACAAAUCGAACAAAAUGUGGAUUUCAAUACCCAUAGCUUGGAUUCUGGAUUUCAAUCACAAAUUCACAUCAUUGCAGAUUCAAUACCUCCAUUAAAUUCAUCUGCUGCAAGUUUAGCAAAGCUUUUAACUUCUUCCUUCAACCAAACUGAUGAAAUCUCAUUCGAUGAGAUUGAAACUAAGGUGGCACCUACAUUGUUCCUUGCAUUUACUACAAUUCCAUACCUGUCUCAAAUUUCAUAUGUUGGAUUAGAGGGUCUGUUUUUUUCUUACCACAUUGAUGGAAAUCAAACUCUAUCAACAUAUGCUAACUCCUCGUUUUCGAGCCGAAAGAAGCAUGUUUGGUACAAGCAACCAGUGGAUAAUCAAACAGGGAAGCUAUAUGGAGAACCUGUUAGAUCCCAUUCAUUCAAUGUUGUGAAUACAAGUUGGUUUCAAGUAGCAUUAAAUCAUUCAUCGGGGUAUUCUUCAUUAGAAAAUGGGUGGAACAAUGGUGGGGAACCUUUGUUUCUCACUAGUGUUAGCUUGCUUGGAAAAGGUGUUAUUGCCAUGGGAGUACCAGUUAAAAGACUAACUGAUAGACUUGGUGGUAUUAAUCUUUAUGGUGGAAGCUUAAGCUUGAUUACAAUGGAUGAAAAAUUAUUACUAAAUGGAAUCCCAAACACCAAAUUCAUCUAUGUUAAUGGUACUAUUUUCUUACAGUUUAUGUGGCCAAAUGGUGUUAAAAAUUUCCCAUGCAGCAAUGAUACCUCAGAAACCUAUAUGAUGGUCAUUGAUGGAAAAGAGUAUAAUGUUCGUUGUUCAACAGUCAAAAUCUCCGGAGUACAAUCCGUAUAUGCUUUGGCUUUACCACAUGAAGGAAUAGCAAGCUUUGUUUAUAGCAAAAUCAAUUUUUCUCACAUUGCUCUUGUGGUAACAAUGGUGUUAUUAGUCAUCCCUCUUGUUUUCUUCAUAUCAUCAAUGACCACCAAUGCUCAAAGGGAGAUUUACCUACAUGAUAAGCUCAUUAAACAAAUGGAAGCAACUCAACAAGCUGAGAGAAAAAGCAUGAACAAAAGCCUUGCUUUAGUUGGUGCCAGCCAUGAUAUCCGAGCAGCCUUAGCCGGUAUUACCGGUUACAUCGAUUUAUGCCUGGCAAAUGCAGCCCCUGGGUCGGAUUUCGAGACAUAUUUGAAGCAAAUGAGUCUUUGUGCACAGGAUUUAUUAGGGCUAUUGAACUCUAUACUUGAUACUAGCAAAAUUGAAGCUGGAAUGAUGAAUUUGGAAGAACAAGAGUUCAAUUUGGCUGAUUUGAUUGAACAUGUGGUUGAUUUAUAUCAUCCUGUGGGUAUGAUUAAGGGUGUUGAUGUUGUUUUAGACCCUUGUGAUGGAUCCAUUAUUAAGCUCUCACAAGCGAAAGGUGACAGAGGGAAACUCAAGCAAAUAUUAAGCAAUAUAUUGAGCAAUGCUGUUAAAUUUACUGUUGAAGGGCAUGUAUGUGUUCGAGCUUGGGUCGGAAAGCAUGAUUUCGAAACCGAAAUACUUGCUUCUACUCGGAAAGGUUUAGGCAAGUACGUGCCUCGUUUGUUUUCCGACAAAAACGAAGGCAAUGGUGAUGUCAAAGCGGAAAGUGCAGUUAGACAGAAUCGUGAUUUGGUGGAGAUUGUGUUCGAGGUUGAUGAUACAGGUAAAGGUAUUCCAAAAGAGAAACAAAAAUCAGUGUUUGAAAACUAUGUGCAGGUUAAAGAAACAGCAGCUGGACAAGUAGGUACUGGUUUAGGCCUUGGAAUUGUUCAAUCUUUGGUACAUUUAAUGGGCGGAGAGAUUGGAAUUGUUGAUAAAGAGUUUGGUGAGAAGGGAACUUGCUUUAGAUUCACCGUUUUCCUCACAGCUUGUGAGACUCAAGGUGCUGCCAUGUAUGGUGGCACAAACUCGAGCUUUGCCAUUCGAAAUUCUAGUCCCAAACUCGGCAUUCGUACUCCUAGUCCCAAGUUAGACGGAUCACAAGUCGUUCUCUUCAUGCAAAACAUCGAAAGGCGAAGAGUUUCACAAAAAUUCUUGGAGAGUCUUGGUAUAAGUGUAUUAGUUGUAGAUCAAUGUCACCAGUUUCCAUCUGCUAUGAAAAAGAUACAACCCAAGCUAAAUUCUUUACACCAUUCUUCAAGGAGAUCAGAUAUGAGUUGUAGAAGUGAUAUCUCAAGUUCGAGUUCUAAAGAUAUGCCUUUAAGUGCCAUGGAAGGAGCUGAACAUAAAUUGCCUUUCAACCGACGCAAAGAUACACCGAGCUUCAAUCUACUUGUGAUUGAUGUCAAUGCAGAGUCAUUUUCCGAGCUGUGGAGGAUUGUUGCUGAAUUCCGAAGAGGCCUUCAUAGUACAUGUUGUAAGGUGAUUUGGUUAGAUAAACCGACUUCACCUUGCAUCGAUCCAAAAAGACUCGAUCCCGAUGAUGAAAUUCUGUUACAACCUUUCCAUGGGUCACGUUUGCAUCGAGUGAUAAAACUUCUUCCGGAAUUCGGAAACUUGUCACAAGGUAUUUCAUCUAGUUCAGAAAGUUCAAAGCAUCCAUAUAGCAAGACAAGGUUGAGAAACACUCAACGUAAUGACGAGAUACAAGAAUACAUCAGUUCGAGCGAUGAACAGUAUAGUAAGCAAGGAUCAUCAUCACCUACACUAGUGUACACGCGUGGUAGGUUGAAAUCAAAAAGAAAGAACGAGGACAGUGCCGAGUCGAGUAACGGCGAAAUGCCCUUGAUUGGGAAAAGAAUAUUGAUUGCUGAGGACAACAAAAUGCUAAGCAUUCUUGCUAUAACUACUGCUACACAGCUUGGUGCCGAUGUUGAGCAUUGUGAAAAUGGAAAUGAAGCUUUAGAACGAGUGUGCAAUGGUCUCAAAGCUCAGAGAAACUAUGAUUAUGUAUUGAUGGAUUGUGAGAUGUUGCCGAUGAAUGGAUAUGAAGCAACGCGACGAAUUAGAAUUGAGGAGGAACGAUAUGGUGUUCGUAUUCCGAUCAUUGCGUUGACCGCUCAUAGAUCAGGGACGGAGGCGUUGGAAGCUGGAAUGGAUGCUCAUUUGAAUAAACCUCUUGUGGCAAAUGAAUUGAUGAAAGUCAUCGAAAGUCUCCAGACAAAAAAAUGAUGGCUGAAUUAUCUCAUGCUAUACUUUUAUAUGUUAGGUUUUGUACAACAUGUGUUGAUACAUUGUGGGCAAGAAAUCUAGUGGGUAGUAGAUCUCGACGUACAAAGUUAGAACUAUGUUUGAGUCAUUUAUUUAAAUAAAUAGCAUAUGAGGGAUGCAAAGUUUGAGUCAUUUUUGCUUGUAUAAAACAAGUGUUGCUUCAGCUUCUGGGGAGUUUACCAGUAAGACAACCAUGCUGCCCUGAAGCAUAGCUUUUUUGCUGGCUUCCAAAGCAACCUGCAAGGGGAGCUCCUCUGCUGCCUCUUUUGAACUAUAUUGUUAUC
This is a messenger RNA of Gossypium arboreum, 3596 nucleotides long. Its product is annotated as histidine kinase CKI1-like. Gene Ontology annotation, molecular function: phosphorelay sensor kinase activity. NCBI's taxonomy places the organism in Eukaryota, Viridiplantae, Streptophyta, Magnoliopsida, Malvales, Malvaceae. Gene Ontology annotation, biological process: phosphorylation; phosphorelay signal transduction system. The record is from RefSeq and is a predicted model, not a curated record. Bases 49 to 3273 code for a protein of 1074 amino acids. Gene Ontology annotation, cellular component: nucleus. The transcript has 8 exons.